AUGACCACGUGCGGCUACGAGGGAAGCACAUCCUCGAGCUCGCGGCGGCCACGGCGGCGCGAGUCACGACCGCUGCGAGUCUGUCUUCUGGUGGCGGUGUCCGGUGCUGUGCUCUGGCACCAAGCGGGAAAUGCCUUUGUGACAGCUCUGCCGCCGCAGAGCCGUGGCCGCCUAGUGGGCUCUCUGAGGCUUUCGGCACUACCUGACGAGGAUGGUGUCAGCUUGUAUGAUGCGGAGGUUGUGGGCGAGACCGACCUAGACGAGCUAACUUCAGAUGAGCUGACUGUGAGCUCCCUGAGCUCCCAAGCCCAACCUGAGAGGAGCCGCGGAAGAGACAGCGCCGCGCGUGGCGCGCGUGGCAGAGCUCGGUGGAAGCCCCCGGGCCAGGUGGCGCUUGACCCGAAGUUCCGGCGCGAGGGCUUCUUCCAGAGAGCCGAUCUUCCAAGGCUGGAUCCCAUGGAGUUCGACCAGCGUCAGGUCCUCCAGACGCUUUCUGUGGAGGAGCUCGAGGCUCGCUCCUCCUUCCGCUGGGGCUUGGAUGCCAAGCGGAACGAUCGGCGCAAGCUCAGGAAAGGAUCACGCGUUCCGCGCGAGGACCGUGAGGAGGGAGGUUCUGGAAGGUGGUCGGAAGGGGAGCAACGACCCGAGGGUGACUCGGACCCGGAUCCAGAGUACAACCCUUUCAAGAGCCGUCCUCUCAGGCAGCGCAUGCGGAAGCCCCGGGUGAAGCCGGCUCCUCCUACUCAGACGGCCCCGUGUGUGGCAAACGCCCUGAACAAGACGACAUCCAGACGUCCGAAGAGGUUAAGUUCCUGGCUUUUGAACACCAAGGUCCCAAAGGAGAAAGAUCCUGCUGCCACAAGGAAGCUGCCACAACGGGAAUCCGGAUCGGAAGAUAGGGUUGGCUCCUCUGUGUACCGCAAGAUGUACAAGGCCGUCAUGCGGAACUACGGCCCACUUCCAUGGGAGCGCGUGGAGGGGCAGACAAGCUGGCUGGACCCGGCGAAUCAAAGCUGGGAGGAGCUAGGUAUGGACAGCCCGGAGAGCCUCAGCGUCAUGGACCUCUUGCAGGACUUCGGAGUGAAGACGCCGAACAGACUGCAGUCUUUGGCCUUGCCGGCCAUCUUUUCGGGUAGUGAUGUGAUGCUCACCUCAACGACGGGAUCUGGGAAAACUCUGGCUUUCCUUCUCCCGCUUCUGCAUCGCUUCGUCUUCCCCCUCGGGCAGGAGGACCUCCGGAGGUAUCGCUCGAAGUUGCCUCAUCACCUUCAGCCCAAGAUUCUCAGCAAGCCGAAGAUUCUUGUGGUGGCCCCCGGCCGGGAGCUCUCGAGGCAAACUGCGCGGGUCAUCGCCGACCUCCUGAGACCUUUCCCACAGCUCAAUGUCACGCUCUUGGUGGGCAAGGACAACCACAAGCGUCAGGACGAGCGGCUUGCGGAGAGGCAGCCUGUCGUUAUUGUUGGCACUCCUGGAAAGCUGAUGGACCACUCCAUGGAGGGCCGUUUGAUUCUCAGUGAGCUGGAUGCCAUCGUCUUUGACGAAGUCGAUGCCCUCCUGAGUAUGUCUCGUAAGGACCACCUGCAGCUUCUUCUGCAGCACAUCGGCGUCAACGAACAAGCCCAGCGGAUUCUGGUAUCUGCCAGUGGAUCCAUGGAAGGGAAUGCCCUGGAUUUUGCAGAGACCAUCUUACGGGAUAACUGGAAGCUCGUUGGGCCCAGGCAUGGGAUGGAGCUGCCGAAGCGAGUUCUCCAUCUCGUGAACGGUGCUCCGGACGUGGACAAAAAGCUCAGCUUCCUCAGGCGCUUGUCCACCUCGGACCCUGCCUGUAACAGCUUCAUCGUCUUCUGCAACAACCAUGAGCGUGUCCGCAAGGUGGCGGAGCAGAUGGACAAGCAGCUGGGCAUUCCAACCGAGUACCUCACGGGCAACCGAUCGAAAGAAGCUCGUGACAUGGCCAUCUACCGUGUGGCCAAGGGACAGGUUCAGGCCCUGGUCUCCACCGACGCGGCCAUGCGGGGUCUCGAUUUCAAGGACCUGACUCACGUGGUGAAUUUUGAGCUCCCGGGGGAUGCUGCGACCUAUGCGCAUAGAGCCGGUCGUUGCGGCCGCAUGGGCUUCAAUGGCAUCGUCGUGAGCCUAGCCUCGGGUGGCUAUCAGAACAAGAGGUUGCGAAGUUAUGCCGACACCCUCAACUUCGAGCUUUUUGAGGCCAAUGUCAACGAAGGUGUGCUGGGAGCGGAUCUGAGCAUGACCUAUUCUCCGAGACUGCGGAACCAGAGUGUGCGACUCUAA
Molecule: messenger RNA, 2292 nt
Organism: Symbiodinium sp. CCMP2592
Lineage: Eukaryota; Dinophyceae; Suessiales; Symbiodiniaceae
Source: the annotation of a GenBank genome assembly